Racocetra persica is the source of this 341-nucleotide messenger RNA. The record is from the annotation of a GenBank genome assembly. NCBI's taxonomy places the organism in Eukaryota, Fungi, Glomeromycota, Glomeromycetes, Diversisporales, Gigasporaceae.
ACCAAUAUAAAAUAUGAACAUAUCUGGGAUGUGGUCUUAAUUACUUCACAAAGACAACUCUUAGUUUGGAAAACACAAGAAAUUAGUGCACAAAGAUCACGUAUGAAAGAUAUAAUACAAAAGAUAGAAAAUUUAAUAAUUGAUGCUCAAACCCAUCAAAUAAAUUUAGUCUUUGGUGAUAUAUUUAAAGAAAAUGAAUUAUUUAAACAUAUAUCAAAAGAUGCAGUACAGAUUGUUAGAUUUUUUCAUAAUUCUACAUAUUUUAUGGGUAUUUUAUGGGAGGAACAAAUAAGAAUCUGUAAAAAAAAUAUUUCAUUGAUAUCUCCUGGAGAUACUUGCUG